AUGGACCCUGACUCCGAGUAUUUGACCGCCUUUCGCACCCGUUUCGGAACUUUCCGCUGGAAAGUCCUCCCGUUCGGUCUGAAGGUAGGUCCCGCCUGGUUCCAGCAGUUUAUCAACGCGCAGCUUCACGAUCUCCUCGACCGAACCCUGAACCGGUUGCUUAAGAAGGAUGUUGCCUUUGUGAUGGGCCCGGAGCAACGCGAAGCAUUUGAUCAACUCAAGCGCCUGGCUAUCGAAGCCCCGGUCCUCGCCUUCUUUAGACCAGAACUGCCGACCCGACUGGAGACCGAUGCCUCCCGGAAUGCCACAGCUGGUGUUCUAUGGCAGGAACAGCCUGAUCAGACCUGGAAGCCCGUUGGAUUCUUCUCUAAGACCAUGACCCCGGCCGAGCGAGCCUACCCAAUCCAAGAUCGAGAGCUCCUCGCCGUCGUACAGAGUCUAGAGCACUUCUACCCAGAGCUCUUAGGCCAGAAGUUCGAUGUGAUCACCGAUCACGAAGCCUUAGUCCAUUUCUCUACGAAGCGCCUGCUCUCGGUACGACAGAUCAGAUGGUCCGACUUUCUCGCCCAGUUCGACAUCCAGCAAGGUGAUCAAGCUGCUCCAACGAGACUUCUACUGGCCAAGGAUGAAGGAGGAUAUCCGUCGUUAUAUUCGGAACUGCCACGACUGCCGCCGCAACAAAACCCUCGAGACAAGACCCUGGACUGCUCCAUCCACUGCCCGUACCGACCUCUGUUUGGGAGCACGUCGAAUGUGACGGGAAGGAUAUGCCGAAAGACCGUUACGGAUAUGACUAUGUUUGGACCUUCGUCUGCAAGCUAA
Hirsutella rhossiliensis is the source of this 822-nucleotide messenger RNA. RefSeq lists its product as uncharacterized. NCBI's taxonomy places the organism in Eukaryota, Fungi, Ascomycota, Sordariomycetes, Hypocreales, Ophiocordycipitaceae. The transcript has 2 exons. The record is from RefSeq and is a predicted model, not a curated record. The coding region runs from base 1 to 822 and encodes 273 amino acids.